UCUGGUGUACUGUGAAAUUUGGUGCCCAGAUGUUUCAUUCAGGUGAAUGAACGCGCCGUUCAGCGUCGCGUAUUCGCGUAGGUCACUAAACACUAUUACGGCUCAUCAUUUUACUAUUUCAUGUUAUGGAGGGUCUUGAUUUAAAUUCACUUGUACUCUCUGAGAAUCCUCAUAUCGAGGUAAAAUCGCGAUUAUACAAGGUUUGGGAGUUUUUACUGAAUUACGCUGCGCUGCUAUGUUUGUUAGACUGUAUCGUACUCCCUGCUUUGAUAGCUCUAUUUGGUGUGCUGGAUAUAUUUAAUGGCUUAAAUGCGUACAAAACUUCCUUCCACAUCAUUGAGGUUGUGUGUGUCGUUAUUUUGGGCACAUUGGCCAUUGUUGUUAACUAUCGCAAAGGUGGUAAGGUAAAGUUCGUAGCAAUCGGGAUUUCCGGGAUAAUCUUGGUUGUUAUAAGCCAUUUUGUGGCUAGUGGCUGGAUAGAGACUGUAUUAUCUCUUACUGGUUGUGGUAUGCUUUUGGCUUCAAACCAGUUAUCUCGUCGUGGCCACAGCUGUCAUCAUUGCCACCUUCCAGUAUCAAUAUGAUAGUUGCGAUAUCGUAUUGCAUUUUA
Messenger RNA from Babesia bovis T2Bo, 610 nucleotides. Its product is annotated as MerC mercury resistance family protein. Gene Ontology annotation, molecular function: mercury ion transmembrane transporter activity. Gene Ontology annotation, biological process: mercury ion transport. Gene Ontology annotation, cellular component: membrane. The record is from RefSeq and is a predicted model, not a curated record. The coding region runs from base 126 to 584 and encodes 152 amino acids. The transcript is spliced from 3 exons. Lineage: Eukaryota; Apicomplexa; Aconoidasida; Piroplasmida; Babesiidae.